AUGAUUAAUCCCAAAAUCCUUUACAGCUACAUAAGACAGAGCACACGGAACAAAGAUCCCCUCCCACUGCUGCGAACGGCUGAGGGUGUGGAAAUCUCAGAUGCCAAGGAUAAGGCUGAACAUCUCUCUCAGUUCUUUCGGUCAGUCGUGACAUGUGAACCUGAUUUUUUCUCACCCGCUUAUGAAGACGAAGAAACGCCUACCCCCGAAGCCGUCUUCUUCACCGAAACAAUUGUUCGGGAUGAGUUAAGAAACCUAAAAGAAUCGACUUCCCCAGGCCCUGAUGCAAUCCCGGACAAGCUGCUGAAGCAGCUGGCUCCCGAAAUGUCCAAGCCACCAGCCUUGAUCUUCCAAACGUCAUUUGUUACUGGAUGCCUGCCCUCUGACUGGAAGUCCGCUACCAUCACUCCACUUUUUAAGGGUGGAAGUCGUGCGUCUGCAAAUAACUACAGGUCAGUGAGUCUUACCUCCAUCUGUUGCAAAAUCAUGGAGAAGAUCAGUAAGAAGGCCUUGAUGCAGUUCCUCGAGCAACACCACCUCCUCUCCGAUGCCCAACACGGCUUUCGAAGUGAUAGAUCCUGCCUCACGAAUCUGCUCUUCACGCUCGAACGCUGGACCAAAGCAUGCAACGAAGGCAAUGUGAUGAACGCAAUCUACAUCGAAGUCAAAAAGACUUUCGACAGCGUUCCUCACCAAAGUCUCUUGUACAAACUGCGCAACGCUGGAAUUCGUGGGCGCCUUCUUGUAUGGAUCCAGGGCUUUUUGGCUGGACGGUCCCAAAGAGUGCAGGUUGGGCGUCAAGAGUCCUCAGAUGUAAGCGUGGUGAGUGGCGUCCCACAGGGCUCAGUCUUAGGUCCCACGUUAUUCCUCGUUUUCAUAAAUGACUGCGUCAAUACCUGGACUGUGAUGUCAUCCUGUUUGCCGACGACAUGAAAUUGUGGAAAGUUAUUCACAACGCGGUAGACGCAGACCACCUACAAGUAAACUUGAACAGGCUCGAAGACUGGUCGAAGUGCUGGCUUAUGCCCUUCAAUAUAAGGAAGUGCAACUUUCCCCAACUCGGCAGCUUCAAUCUCCACACCCAGGACUUACUUUCCACACGGCACACCAUUGCAACAGGUUGGUAGUCAGAAGGACCUGGAUGUAUGGAUUACAUCUUCACUAAAACCAAUACUGCACUGCGCGAAGGUGGCUAAAUCGGCAACGGUCACAUUGCAACUCAUUAGGCGAGCAUUUGUGGGAUUUGACCCUGACUGCUUUUCCAAAAUAUUUGGCUCCUUCGUGCGACCUCAUCUAGAAUACGCAAUACAGGCGUGGAAACCUUGGACUACCAAGGAUUAUAUGGUCUUGGAGAAGGUUCAGAGACGGGCGACCAAAAUGAGGCAAGGUCUGGGAGCACUGCCCUAUGAAACCAGACUGGCAACUCUCAACCUGUUUCCCCUUUUUUACAGGCGAUUACCUGGUGACCUUAUACUAACAUUCCGCAUUAUCAACGGCCUGGACUGCUGUUCAGAUCCCACUGAUUAUUUUACUUAAGCUAACACGCCCACUUUGCGCGGUCAUCCCCUGAAACUACGCGCAGGGAAAGCAAGGAUCAAUGGAAGAAAGUUCUUUUGCCGUAACAGAGUGGUUGCAGCGUGGAAUGCCCUCCCCACCGAUAUUGUAAUCUCCUCCUGUGUGAAUUCCUUCAAGUGUAGACUGGACGCGUAUCAAGCUUCCCAAUUGCCAGCCUCACAUUCAUUCACAUAACCCGGCACUAAUUUGUACGUUUAUACUAAUUGUAUAAUAAUAAAAUGUAUCCGUCAGGCACGGAAGGAGUAUGAAUCCAAAAUUAUACGACAGGCUGAACAGAAACCUAAGAUUUUAUUUCACUAUCUUAACAGUAGACUGAAAAAUAAGGACCCGGUCGCGGUGCUGAAGGAUGGUAAUGGUGUAGAGAUCACUGAGAACAGCGAGAAAGCCGAACACUUAGGACAGUAUUUUGCCUCGGUUUUUACUAGAGAAACAGAGUUUCGCAGUCGCAGUGCUCACAAUGCUGUGGAGACUGCUGAUCGCGUGCUUGACUCCAUACUGCUCCCGACAGCUGUCGUGGAAAGGGAGCUGAAAAAUCUCAAGGAAGCAAAGUCCUCGGGUCCGGACAAUAUACCGGUCAAAUUAUUGAAGGAACUGGCGAAUGAACUCUCCAGACCACUGGCGCACAUCUUCCGCUCGUCAUUCGAAUUAGGGAGGCUGCCAUCGGAAUGGAAGACAGCAAAUAUCUUUCCGAUAUACAAGGGCGGGGCUCGCACUAAUGCUAACAAUUACCGGCCUGUUAGUCUAACCUGUAUCUGCUGUAAAAUAAUGGAGGCCAUAGAUAAGAAAGCAACAAUUGAGUUCCUGGAGCAGGGCCAUUUAAUCUCAGACCUGCAGCACGGCUUUAGACAGAACCGCUCGUGUCUUUCCAAUUUAUUGCUCUCGACGGAGCAGUGGACUCGCGCACUGGACGAGGAUGGUAGGGUCGAUAUCAUCUACACAGACUUUAAGAAGGCGUUCGAAAGCGUCCCACUCAAACGUCUAAUCUACAAACUUUCUGCAAUUGGGAUAAGAGGAAGGCUGCUGACAUGGAUAAUAGAUUUUCUUACCGGGAGAUCGCAAACCGUGUGCAUUGAGGCCUCAAGGUCAACUCCUACUCCCGUUCUAAGUGGUGUACCCCAGGACUCCGUCUUAGGGCCGUUGCUAUUCCUGGUUUACAUUAACGACUGCGUUGACGACCUGGGAUGCAACGCCAUCAUGUUUGCUGACAAUGUUAAGCUGUGGAGACCCAUCAGAUCUGACGCAGACAGGUACGCGCUUCAAGACAGUUUCAACUGCCUGAACAGUUGGUCAGCUCGCUGGCUCCUUAAUUUUAAUGUUGACAAAUGUGUGGUCCUGAGACUCCGCACCAGACGGACCAGUAAGGAGCACGAUUCCUUUCAAUACGCCCUUGGUGGUCAGCCCCUUUCAAAUGUUGUGGAACAGAAAGACCUGGGCGUCCUAAUGACCUCCUCGCUGAAACCAUCAUCACAGUGUCAAAGGGCAGCCAAAAGUGCGAUAAGGGUGUUAUUUGCGCUGAGGCGAGGAUUUGUGCAGAUCGAUAAACAGCUGUUUGGAAAAACCUAUGGGACAUUCGUCCGGUCUCACUUAGAGUAUGCAGUCCAGGCCUGGCGACCGUGGUUGAAGAAAGAUUAUCAACGACUGGAAAGAGUACAGGCGACGGCUACGAAGAUGGUCAAGAAUCUUCAUCAUUUGCCUUACGAAACCAGGUUGACCGAACUAAAUCUGUUUCCUCUAAAUUACAGGCAACUGCGCGGCGAUCUCAUUCAAACCUACAGGAUUGUCAGAAGCCGUGAGUGUGCCCUAGACUUUGAUGAAUUCUUCGAAUUCACCGGGACUGACCGUCUGCGUGGUCAUCCCUUCAAACUGCAAAGGAAGCGGGCUCAUUCGGACGUCCGACGGAACGCCUUCUCUCACAGGGCCAUCGGGGCAUGGAAUGGACUCCCUGAUGCCGUCGUUCUUUCCGAAAGUGUCAAAUCCUUUAAGUGCAGACUAGACGCUCAUUUGUUGAGAACCUACUGUACAUAUAAUAAUGAUUGUUUUAGCGGCGGCAGUUUGCGCCUAGCUCAUACUUACCGCUAACUUUUUAACUUUUCGCAUUUGCUGAUGUAAUUGAUGACUUUAUUUCUGUUUAUCGAUAUGAAUAGGGAGCUCAAGGGCGAAAGCCUCAGUCCCUUAAUAAACUGACUUAAACUGACUUAAUUAGUAAGUAACCGUUAAUUAUUAUUCCUUUUCGCCUAGCUGGUAGCUUUCUGCGAUUAUGUACAAAAUCCCUUUUUCACCUUCCUACUUAUCAAUGUUUUUCUCCGACGACUUGUAACCAAUAGCGAGUCCAAAGGCGCUCGCCUAUAUUUCCCUUAAUAAACUGAAACUGACACGGAGGCCAACGUAUCUCUCGUGAAUCCUUCUAUACUAUCCCGCAAAAUCUAUGACCAGAAAAAGCCUAUAAGCUAUCCCCGUAAACUCCGUGCGGCGAACGGCACCGCGAUACUUAUCACAGGUCCGUUAACUCUUCAAUUGGUCCUCGAGGGCACAACCGUUACGUACCAAUGCCUUGUAACACCUUAUAGCCCCAUGGAACCCUGUCCUAGGGCUAGAUUUUCUAGCAAGUCAUAAUUGCACAGCCAUGUGGCUCGGUGACAUCACGCUGUGGCUGUGAAUAACAGAAUCCCGAUUUGCCUUGAGGCAGAUUACAAGGAGACAAAAUCCCAUUACGUCGUGGAUGCACUAUCAGUGACCUUUGGGAUAUUAUAGACAGUUGUCCACAGCCACCCCUUACAGUGCUCUAAAGGAGGAUCUGUUACAAAUUCGUGGCAGUAGGUGGGAUUCGAAAUGGCCGAGGAAACACUGCAGCAGCUAAUGAAAGCGAUGUAACGGGUAUCCUCGUCCGGCGAUCGUCCACCCAAGCCGGAUAAGUUGACUAUUUACGACGACCUUGAUCUCUAGAAGGAUCACAUGAAAAUCUUGGAGGCGCGACUGGCCGCCAUCCUGUGCGGCUUAGACAACGAGGUCUGUGUUGAGGUGCCUGGCUAA
This is a messenger RNA of Spirometra erinaceieuropaei, 4605 nucleotides long. Lineage: Eukaryota; Metazoa; Platyhelminthes; Cestoda; Diphyllobothriidea; Diphyllobothriidae. The record is from the annotation of a GenBank genome assembly.